UUCAUUAUUGAGAGCUGGAUGGAUUUCGAAACCGGCAAUCGAUGGAAGCAACGGCUUCUCUCGCCUCGGUCCAUGCCAGGCCGGCGAAACGCAACACAUCGUCCGUGGCUCUAAAAUCCAUCGUCGUAGAUCACGAUGCCAAGGUUUUGGUUGGCCCCGGGGAUCGAAUCUUUCGUCAGCCCGGGAAUGUUCGAUUUCAGGUCCGACGUGACCCUCCUGGAGGUUUCGGUCGUCCUUCGACUGCCGUCCGGAUCGAUGGUUGUUUCGUAGACACUGCUGCUGCUGCUCGAAUACGAAUAAUAGUAGUAUCCAGCGUCGCCWCCGCCGGAGCCGAGCAACAGGUUCUUUAGCAGGGUGAGGGCCAGGAGUGCGGAUAUCAGAAACCCGCCCGGGAAGCGCCGCUUGUCCCCUGAGUCGGUUGUCGUUGGCGGCAAUGGCUUGGACGCUUCUUCCGGAARCCGYCGUCCUCGUCUUUGUCUCCCGCCGAUGCGUUUCAUCGAAAACGAUCGUUUUCGUCUGUUCCUUGCAUCGUCCGAACCGYGKGUGUCGGCACCGCUGCCACCGUCCUCCUCCUCGCUCGAACGGCCCCCAAACAGCGGAUSGAACAGGCCCCGGCGGCGGCAGUGCCCAKACGCGUCCGCCGUCCCUGGAUGUCGGACCCGGCCGCUGCCCGSGYUUUGCCACCCGGGACGCAAGCGGUCACCCGGUGCCGGUGCGAGCACGGGGAAUYCGCCCGGGAAACGGCCCGCGGUGGCCCGGCACGGGCCGGAUGGCCGGCGGACACGCAAUCCCCACGUGGUCUGCUGCGGGCUUGGCCGGAAGGCCAGAACCCCGAGCCCAGCCCCGUCCAUCGAACACGGGCCGCCGAUCCCCGCACCSAUCCAUCCCGGUGAAAACUGCAUCGAUGCCAUCCAAACACCGAGCAGCAGCGCAAGGCUAGGGCUCCACAACCGUGCCCUUGACGAGAGGCUAGAAACGGGAGAACGGAACAGUUGAGCGAUCAUUGUGAAGUCUGUUGUAUCUUUGACAAAGCACUCCGGGUUUGAAGUCCUCCCGAUUCUUCUCCUCGUGAAGGAUCCCUAAAUCUUGUGGUUGUACUCUUGUGGUUGGCUCUACAAGGACAAGGACACAGCUUGGGUAUAAUAUUCCGACAGAUCUACUCUGGGUUCGGGCAAAGAUAUCGGUUGACUUCGAUCAAGAUUUUUCUCUGAAUUUAUUCUUCGUGAUUUUACCGGUACCUGGUACGAAUAAAUCAGUCAUCCGAGAAAUCCCUAUAAAGAAAUUAACACGUG
Molecule: messenger RNA, 1292 nt
Organism: Pseudo-nitzschia multistriata
Lineage: Eukaryota; Bacillariophyta; Bacillariophyceae; Bacillariales; Bacillariaceae
Source: the annotation of a GenBank genome assembly